AUGGAGUCCAGUUCACCUUUUCUUUCACUCACGCCUGAGGUAAAGUACUCUCCGCCAUGGCAGGAUUUGAGCAUCAUCGGUAUCGCAGGCAGCUCUGGGUCUGGCAAGACCUCUGUGGCCGUUGAAAUCGUCAAGUCACUAGACCUUCCUUGGGUCGUGAUUCUAGUGAUGGACUCUUUCUACAAGACCUUAUCUCCCGAGGAUCAUCGCAAAGCUCAUUCAAAUGAAUAUGAUUUCGAUUGUCCAGAAUCGAUUGAUUUUGAUCUUCUGGUGGAAACCCUCAGGGAUCUAAAACAGGGAAAGAAGAGCCAAAUCCCAGUCUAUUCGUUUGCCGACCAUCAGCGCCAACCUCAGACCACCACUCUGUAUUCGCCUCGGGUGUUGAUCCUUGAGGGUAUUCUGGCACUUCAUGACCCCAGAAUUGCAGAGCUCCUUGACGUGAAGAUAUUCGUUGAGGCCGAUAUGGAUGUCUGCUUGGGCCGCCGCUUACUUCGGGAUGUCAAGGAAAGAGGCCGGGAUAUUGAAGGCAUUGUCAAGCAAUGGUUUGCCUUUGUCAAGCCAUCCUACACCAGAUAUGUAGAGCCACAGCGGGGAAUUUCCGACAUCAUCAUUCCUCGUGGAAUAGAGAACCUAACGGCCAUUGAUAUGGUUGUCAAACACAUACAGCGCAAGCUUCAAGAGAAGACAGAAAAGCACACCGAGGAGCUUCACAGACUCGGCCUCAUCGCAGCGAAAGUGGAAUUGCCGCAUAAUGUUCAUGUACUGCCUGCAACACCCCAGAUUGUGGGAAUGAAUACUAUUCUGCAAAGCCCUGAGACUGAGGAAGUUGAUUUUGUCUUCUACUUUGAUCGACUUGCCUCGAUUCUGAUUGAGCGGGCCUUGGACAUGACACAAUAUGUCCCGAUGGGCGUGGAAACACCACAAGGAAAUGAAUAUUUGGGUCUCAGUCCCCGAGGAACUGUGUCCGCUGUUGCGAUCCUCCGUGGUGGUUCUUGCUUGGAAACCGCCCUCAAGCGAACCAUCCCCGACUGCAUCACUGGUCGAUUGCUGAUUCAGACGAACGAGUCUAGCCAGGAGCCUGAGCUACACUACUUGAAGCUCCCGCCACAGUUAGAGGAGCAUAAUAGCAUCCUACUGUUGGACCCGCAGAUGUCUAGUGGAGGAGCUGCGCUUAUGGCUGUGCGUGUCUUGAUUGACCAUGGUGUCAAAGAGGAAAAUAUUAUUUUCGUGACAUGUGCAGCUGGAGAAACGGGUCUCAAACGCCUAGCCGCUGUAUUCCCUAAGAUUAAUGUCAUUGUCGGUCGGAUCGAGGAUGAGGGCGAGCCGCGGUGGAUGGAGAAGCGCUACUUUGGAUGUUGA
Penicillium odoratum is the source of this 1359-nucleotide messenger RNA. Its product is annotated as uridine kinase family protein. Gene Ontology annotation, cellular component: cytoplasm. Gene Ontology annotation, molecular function: kinase activity; ATP binding. The transcript has 8 exons. The record is from RefSeq and is a predicted model, not a curated record. The coding region runs from base 1 to 1359 and encodes 452 amino acids. Lineage: Eukaryota; Fungi; Ascomycota; Eurotiomycetes; Eurotiales; Aspergillaceae.